CUGGGCGCUGGUGCGCAUGCGCCCAGCUGCUGCUUUGCCGGCGCUCCUUAGUCGCUGUUUUUUUUUUUUUUUCUUCAAUCGCUGCGACUCGUUUUUCCGCGCAGGAAGGAGGGCUGAUUCCUAGUCGUGGCCUCGCGUUCCGCGUUCCUACGGUUCUCGUGACCCGCUCACGAUGGCGGGCAUCCUGUUCGAGGAUAUUUUCGAUGUGAAAGACAUUGACCCCGAAGGCAAGAAGUUUGACCGAGUAUCUCGACUGCACUGUGAGAGUGAAUCUUUCAAGAUGGACCUCAUCCUCGAUGUAAACAUUCAGAUUUACCCCGUAGACUUGGGGGACAAGUUCCGGUUGGUCAUAGCUAGUACCUUGUAUGAAGAUGGUACCCUUGAUGAUGGUGAAUACAACCCUACAGAUGACCGGCCUUCCAGGGCUGACCAGUUUGAGUAUGUUAUGUAUGGGAAAGUGUACAGGAUUGAGGGAGACGAAACAUCUACAGAAGCAGCAACACGCCUGCUGGGAUGCAGAGCUGCUGAGCAGCGGCUGCUCCAGGCCACAGACUUAUGGGACUGGCACCUUCCAUUUCAGCUCUGCCUACGUGUCCUAUGGGGGUCUGCUCAUGAGACUGCAGGGCGAUGCCAACAACCUGCACGGGUUUGAAGUGGACUCCAGAGUGUAUCUGCUGAUGAAGAAGCUGGCCUUCUAAAGCUUGCAGGAGGCCUGCUUGCGGGAGGUUUGCUGCUCACUCCUCAAGGUCGUGGAUCGUGUCCAAGCCCCCGUGGCAGGUGCUGCUGUUCACCUGUAAAGGAGGGGCCGGCUCUCCGUCUACCGUGGCUGCGUCCUUAGCUAGCGGUCUGCACUCCCUGAGACAUGGACUUGCCUGUGAAUCGCUCAGGGGGAAAGUGUGAAAUGCAUCACAGAUUGUUUUGUGUGUGUGACUUUUUUUUAAUUAAACAAAUUUUUUCAGA
Messenger RNA from Ochotona curzoniae (black-lipped pika), 960 nucleotides. RefSeq names its product RNA polymerase II, I and III subunit H (gene POLR2H). Lineage: Eukaryota; Metazoa; Chordata; Mammalia; Lagomorpha; Ochotonidae. The record is from RefSeq and is a predicted model, not a curated record. Gene Ontology annotation, biological process: DNA-templated transcription. Gene Ontology annotation, molecular function: DNA-directed RNA polymerase activity. The transcript has 5 exons. Gene Ontology annotation, cellular component: RNA polymerase I complex; RNA polymerase III complex; RNA polymerase II, core complex. The coding region runs from base 173 to 652 and encodes 159 amino acids.